GCGGGGCUAUGCUAACGAGGCCGGGCCGCUGCAUGGCUGCCGCCGCCCGCGGGUCGCUCUGCCUGAGCCACAGAACGAAGUCUCCCGGCUGGCCGCCGCCCGCGGGAACCUGGGCCUGGAACCCGGCGCCGCCGUAUGGAUGGGAGACGAUGACCGCCCGCGACGGCCGGGACGUCUUCAUCAGUCACGUGGCGCAGGCGGACCCGGGCGACGCCCCUCAGCCGGAGAGCGGCCCCGUCCUCCCGCCGGCGCCGCGCACGGUGGCGAUGCGCAGGGACCCGGUGCUGGGCUUCGGGUUCGUGGCCGGGAGCGAGAAGCCGGUGGUCGUGCGCUCGGUCACACCAGGUGGCCCCUCGGAAGGGAAGCUGAUCCCGGGCGACCAGAUCGUCGCCAUCAAUGAGGAGCCGGUGGGCGCGGCGCCCCGCGAGCGCGUCAUCGACCUGGUCCGAAGCUGCAGGGAGUCCAUGCUGCUCACGGUCGUUCAGCCCCACCCUUCCCCCAGGUCGGCCUUCAUCAGCGCUGCCAAAAAAGCGAGGCUGAAGUCGAACCCGGUCAAGGUGCGCUUCUCCGAGGAGGUCACCGUCAACGGCCAGGUGUCGGAGGCCGCGCGGGACAACGCGCUGCUCUUCAUGCCCGACGUGCUCAGGGUCUUCCUGGAGAACGGGCAGACCAAGUCCUUCCGCUUCGACGGCCGCACCUGCAUCAAGGACGUGAUCCUGACGCUGCAGGACAAGCUGUCCAUCAAGGGCAUCGAGCACUUCGCGCUGAGCCUGGAGCGGGCGGCGGGCGGCCCGGGCGCCGAGCUGCUGCUGCUGCACGAGCAGGAGACGCUGUCGCAGGUGACGCAGAGGCCCAGCUCGCGCGCGAUGCGCUGCCUGUUCCGCGUCAGCUUCGUCCCGAAGGACCCGCUCGACCUCCUGCGCCGGGACCCCGUGGCCUUCGAGUAUCUCUACGUGCAGAGCUGUAACGACGUGGUGCGGGAGCGGUUCGGGCCGGAGCUGCGGUUCGACGUGGCCCUGCGCCUGGCCGCCCUGCAGAUCCACGUGGCGGCCGUGAGCGCCAAGCAGACGCAGAAGUUCUCCCUCAAGUACAUCGAGAAGGAGUGGGGCCUGGAGACGUUCCUCCCGUCCGCGGUGCUGCACAGCAUGAAGGAGAAGAACAUCAAGAAGGCCCUGACGCACCUCGUCAAGGCCAACCAGAACCUCGUGCCGCCGGGCAAGAAGCUCUCGGCCCUGCAAGCCAAGGUCCAUUACCUGCGGUUCCUCAGUGACCUCAGACUCUACGGGGGCCGGGUGUUCAAGGCUACGCUCGUGCAGCCGGAAAAGCGCUCCGAGGUGACGCUCCUGGUUGGGCCUCGCUACGGCAUAAGCCACGUGAUCAACACCAGAACCAACCUGGUGGCUCUCUUAGCCGACUUCAGCCACGUGACCAGGAUCGAGAUGCUGGCCGAAGAGGAGGCGCUGGUGAGGGUGGAGCUCCACGUGCUGGACGGGAAGCCCAUCGCGCUCCUCAUGGAGCCGUCGGACGCCAUGAACCUGGCCUGCCUGACGGCCGGGUACUACCGGCUGCUGGUGGACUCCAGGCGGUCGAUAUUCAACGUGGCCAGCGAGACGGCGCCCGGGCCCCAGGACCCAGGGGCCGAAGCCAAGGACCAGCACCGCCCCCUGCUCGGCCCGGACUGGGGCCCCGCGCCCCCCGUGACCACCUUCCUCGGCGAGGACGUCUACACCGGCGGCGGCCACGACCUGGGCUUGGACCAGCUGAGCGACGUCUACACCGGCGGCCAUGACAUGGGGCCGGACCGGCCGAGCGACGUCUACACCGGCGGCGACCACGACCUGGGGCCAGACUGGCCGAGCGAUGUCUACACUGGUGGUGGCCAUGACCUGGGCUUGGACCAGCUGAGCGACGUCUACACCGGCGGCCAUGACAUGGGGUUGGACCAGCCGAGCGACGUCUACGCGGGCGGCGGCCAUGACAGGAAGACUCUGGGUCUUGGUCUGGACGUCACAGACGGGUUGGACCGGCCGAACGACGUCUACACCGGUGGCGGCCAUGAUGUGGGCUUGGACCAGCUGAGCGACGUCUACACUGGCUGCCAUGACCUGGGCCCGGACCGGCCCAGUGACGUCUACACGGGCGGCGGCCAUGACGGGAAGACCCUGGGUCUCGCUCUGGACGACACGGACGGCCUGGACCUGCUGAGCCACGUCUACACCGGCGGCCAUGAUGUGGGCUUGGACCACCUGAGCGACGUCUACACUGGCGGCCAUGACAGGAAGAGCCUGGGUCUUGGUCUGGACGCCAUGGACGGGUUGGACCAGCCGAGCGACGUCUACACCGGCGGCCACGACCUGGGGCCGGACCAGCUUAGUGACGUCUACACCGGCGGCGGCCAUGACACAAGGAGCCUCGGUCUCGGUCUGGACGACACGGACGGGCCGAGCGACGUCUACACCGGCGGCCAUGAUGUGGGCUUGGACCGGCCGGGCGACGUCUACACCGGGGGCGUCCGCGCGCGCCGCCGGGCGGCCAUCUUGCGUGCGGGCCCCGCCCCCGCCGCCAUCGUGGACCUCACGGCGCUGCCCCCCCCGGAGGGCGACGGCGCGGACGACCAGGACCUCCUGCUGCGCUCGCUCAACGCGGCCAUCGCGGCGCCGCCGCCCGGCUUCGGGGACGACGACGCCCAGGACGCCCGGGACCGCGUGCCCGUGUCGCUCAUCGACGCCGAGUGCGAGGGGGCGCCGGGCGCCGACGCCGGGGGCCCAGGUUCUCCGUGAUGCGCGGGCGCAGCCGGCCCGGGGUCUCGUUCUUGUUCUGUGCGACGGGCGGGUGUAGCCAUCCCAUGUUUUCUUUUUUUUUUUGUCAUACGAAAACGUGUUUUUUUUUUUUUCUUUUUUUUGUCAUAUGUGAAUUUGUGUUUUUUUUCCUUUUUUUUGUCCUAUGUAAACUUGGUAUUUUUUUUCUUUCUUUUUUUUUUGGUCAUAUGUAAAUUUGUUGUUUUUUUCUUUUUU
Messenger RNA from Lepus europaeus (European hare), 3014 nucleotides. RefSeq names its product FERM and PDZ domain containing 4 (gene FRMPD4). NCBI's taxonomy places the organism in Eukaryota, Metazoa, Chordata, Mammalia, Lagomorpha, Leporidae. The record is from RefSeq and is a predicted model, not a curated record. Gene Ontology annotation, cellular component: cytoskeleton. The transcript is spliced from 15 exons. The coding region runs from base 9 to 2780 and encodes 923 amino acids. Gene Ontology annotation, molecular function: protein binding.